Molecule: messenger RNA, 5287 nt
Organism: Siniperca chuatsi (mandarin fish)
Lineage: Eukaryota; Metazoa; Chordata; Actinopteri; Centrarchiformes; Sinipercidae
Product: protein NLRC3-like
Exons: 9
Coding region: 1796-5143 (1115 amino acids)
Molecular function (GO): protein binding
Source: RefSeq, a predicted model, not a curated record
GUCUGAAGUGUUUGAGUCGUUAACACAAGCUGUCGGCAGCUUAGUUCCACAGAAACAGCAGAAAGCUGGCGCUCCACGCUUCAUUUUAACUCAGUUUAACUGAGUUUAACUGGAAACCCGGGACGAAGGAGGCCAAACAGCCGCCAUUAAUGUUACAAAUCUCCGCCAUGUUGUGUCGGUGUCUGGGAGUGUAAGCGGCGGAAUAAGAGCAGCAGCAGAGUCAGCGGAUCCUCAGCAGCUGGACACAGAGUCGUUAUUACUGUGUAGCUCCACUGACUGAUGGCUGAAGGCAGCUUUUCCUGCCUGAAUCAGCCUGUGGAGGAGGCGGAGACGAGCCGCUGCUCUCCCGCUGUCUGAGCCACUAAAUGCGGCCUCGCUCGGCCGGACAGCCGCUGGAGAACAGCUGUUUGUGUCGUUAUAUUUCCACCACAGGACUGAUGUGCAGACAGCAGGAAGGAGCAUUCAGAGGGCACAGGAGCUCACAAGCUUUGCUUUUUAUUAAACAAAUACAUUAUAAAACUAUAAUUAAUGAAUAAUCAAUUCAUUAUAAAUGAUGUCAGUUUGAACUUAAACGUGAUCAAUAAUCAAAUCAAAGAGAUUUCCUUUAAAUGAAUGUUGUAAUAUUUUCUGGAAGGGCUUCAUUGAGCCUGCCAGUCUUUUAUUUUGGAAGGAUCUGUGUGCGCGUGUGACCUCCAGUCGUUGAAAGUAACUGAGUACAUUUCAGUACAAUCUUGAAGUACUUGUACUUUCCUUGAAUAUUUCUGCUGCUUUAUACUUCUGCUCUGUAUCUGCCUAUAUUUGACUGUUUACUUCACUACGUGUUAUUACUUUUCAGAUUCAGAUUCACUAUUAAACAUUAAACUUCCUCAAAGUGUAUAAAACAGUUCAAAGUGGCUCCACCUCAGCCAGCUACAACACAGAGUUGUAGUUACACAUCAGUGACACAAUAAUAAAGUAAUAAUAUAACAGUGACAGCAGCCGUUCAGAUACACUUUGGUCUCAGAGAUGAAGUAGAAUAUUUAUUGCUGCCACAUUAGUUUGUCUGAAGUUCAGGUUCGCCUCUGUGGACUUUGGGCUCCUUAUCAAGGUUGAAGGUUCAGCUUUAUUGUCUUUAUACAACACAGGAUGGCACAAUACAAUACAGCUGUAGCUCCUCCACACUGCACACACAGAACAGGUCUGAACAAAUAUUCACAAUAUUUUAAAUGAGAACGAAACGAAACAGAACAAAGUGUAUAAAAGUAUCACUAAAGGAAGAAAUCAAACGGAAACUAAAUGAAUACGAAGACCAACAUAACAGAAUAACUCUCAGAAGCAGUUUAAUGUACAGAACAGUGUGCGGCCUCCAACAUGUAGAGCUGAGGUCCAUUACAAUCAUUUGACACUUUGCGUCAAACGCACUCGGACGAGUUUAAUAACAAUCAUUCAGGCGUAACUGAAGGUUUUAGUUUUGAAUUGACUGAAUAUUAAAGAAACUGAAGCUUCCCGUCAAAUUCAAUCAGCGUGUCAGUGAAGGUAAAUCUGCACUUCACUGCAGCUUCAUGACGCCAUCUAGUGGCCUGAUAGUAGAAGUCCAGCAGCUGAUGGCAGCUUCCUCUGCCUCACUGCUGUCUGACUGCAUUCAGCUGACACUGAUAUGAAACAGAAAGUAACAGCCAAUCACUGGAGGAGCAGCUGAUCUUCUUACAGGAGAAAUGAUGGAAAGGAGGAUUUCAGUUGAUGUGCAGAUGAAGGAUUUGUGUUUCCUCUCCAGAUCAAAGUGUGUGUGAGCUGAUGUGGAUGUGAGUUCAGCAGCAUGAAUCAGUGUGAGGACAGAGAGGAGGGAGCCCCUCCCUCUAAAACCAGUCUGUGUGGGGAACAUGGCAGCCAGACCAGAGCUCAGAGGCCAGAGCAGCAGAGACCAGACUCUGCUGGACCUGGACCUGGACCUGAGUCUGAACCUGGACCUGAGCCCAGCUGUGUGUCCUUCAGGAGCGACCGGUCAAAUGAUCGCUUCAUUGAUUUUAAACGACUACAACUCUCUGGGGCAAAGAGAGUCGACCAGGAGAGCUCAGAGGUUCCCAGUGGUCAGUCUGCCCAGCAGCAUCAAACACACCUGGACUCCAUAUUUAUGCUGCUGGAGGAGAACAUUGUCACUUUUGUGAAGAACGAGCUGAAGAAGAUGCAGAAGGUUCUGAGUUCAGAUUACCCAGAAUGCUUAGAGAGUCAGAGGGAAUAUGAGGAGGUGUUGGUCGGUGAGGAGGAAGAGCAGAGGAGGAGCACAGAGUCAUUUCUGAAGAUCACACUGCACUUCCUGAGGAGAAUGAAGCAGGAGGAGCUGGCUGACUGUCUGCAGAGCAGAAGUCAUUCUGGAGUUUGUCAGCGUAAACUUAAAUCUAACCUGAAGCAGAAGUUCCAGUGUGUGUUUGAGGGGAUCGCUAAAGCAGGAAACCCAACCCUUCUGAACCAGAUCUACACAGAGCUCUACAUCACAGAGGGAGGGACUGCAGAGGUCAACGAUGAACAUGAGAUCAGACAGAUUGAAACAGCAUCCAGGAAACCAGACGGACCAGAAACAACAAUCAGACAAGAAGACAUCUUUAAACCCUCACCUGGAAGAGAUGAACCAAUCAGAACGGUGAUGACAAAGGGAGUGGCUGGCAUUGGGAAAACAGUCCUAACACAGAAGUUCACUCUGGACUGGGCUGAAGACAAAGCCAACCAGGACAUACACUUCACAUUUCCAUUCACUUUCAGAGAGCUGAAUGUGCUGAAAGAGGAAAAGUACAGCUUGGUGGAACUUGUUCAUCACUUCUUUACUGAAACCAAAGAAGCAGGAAUCUGCAGGUUUGAAGAGUUCCAGGUUGUGUUCAUCUUUGACGGUCUGGAUGAGUGUCGACUUCCUCUGGACUUCCAGAGGAAUGAGGUCCUGACUGAUGUUACAAAGUCCACCUCAGUGGAUGUGCUGCUGACAAACCUCAUCAGGGGGAACCUGCUUCCCUCUGCUCGCCUCUGGAUAACCACACGACCUGCAGCAGCCAAUCAGAUCCCUCCUGGGUGUGUUGACAUGGUGACAGAGGUCAGAGGGUUCACUGAGCCACAGAAGGAGGAGUACUUCAGGAAGAGAUUCAGAGAUGAGGAGCAGGCCAGCAGAAUCAUCUCCCACAUCAAGAAAUCACGAAGCCUCCACAUCAUGUGCCACAUCCCAGUCUUCUGCUGGAUCACUGCUACAGUUCUGGAGGAGGUGUUGAAGACCAGAGAGGGAGGAGAGCUGCCCAAGACCCUGACUGAGAUGUACAUCCACUUCCUGGUGGUUCAGUCCAAACUGAAGAUCAUCAAGUAUGAUGGAGGAGCUGAGACAGAUCCACACUGGAAUAAAAAGAGCAGGAAGAUGAUUAAGUCUCUGGGAAAACUGGCUUUUGAGCAGCUGCAGAAAGGCAACCUGAUCUUCUAUGAAUCAGACCUGACAGAGUUUGGCAUCGAUAUCAGAGCAGCCUCAGUGUACUCAGGAGUGUUUACACAGAUCUUUAGAGAGGAGAGAGGGCUGUACCAGAACAAGGUGUUCUGUUUCGUCCAUCUGAGCGUUCAGGAGUUUCUGGCUGCUCUUCAUGUCCAUCUGACCUUCAUCAACUCUUGUGUCAAUCUGCUGUCAGAAGACCAAAAGAGCUCCUGGUGGUCUAAAACAAGAAAACAAAGACCUGCAAUGACACAGUUCUACCUGUGUGUUGUGGACCAGGCCUUACAGAGUCCAAAUGGACACUUGGAUUUGUUCCUCCGCUUCCUCCUGGGACUUUCACUGCAGACCAAUCAGACUCUCCUACGAGGCCUGCUCACACAGACAGGAAGUGGCUCAAAAACCAAUCAGGUAAUGGUUAAGUACAUCAAGAAGAAGAUCAAAGAGACUCCCUCUGCAGAGAAAAGCAUCAAUCUGUUCCACUGUCUGAAUGAACUGAAUGAUCGUUCUCUAGUGGAUCAGAUCCAACAGUCCCUGAGUUCAGGAAGACUCUCCACAGAUGAACUGUCUCCUGCUCAGUGGUCAGCUCUGGUCUUCAUCUUACUGUCAUCAGGAAAAGAUCUGGACGUGUUUGACCUGAAGAAAUACUCUGCUUCAGAGGAGGCUCUUCUGAGGCUGCUGCCAGUGGUCAAAGCCUCCAACAAAGCUCUACUGAGUGGCUGUAACCUCUCAGAGAGAAGCUGUGAAGCUCUGUCCUCAGUUCUCAGCUCCCAGUCCUCUAGUCUGGGAGAGCUGGACCUGAGUAACAACAACCUGCAGGAUUCAGGAGUGAAGCUGCUGACAGCUGGACUGGAGAGUCCACAUUGUAAACUGGAAACUCUCAGGCUGUCAGGCUGUCUGAUCACAGAGGAAGGCUGUGCUUCUCUGGCCUCAGCUCUGAGCUCCAACCCCUCCCAUCUGAGAGAGCUGGACCUGAGCUACAAUCAUCCAGGAGACUCAGGAGUGAAGCUGCUGUCUGCUGGACUGAAGGAUCCAUACUGGAGACUGGACACUCUCAGGGUGGAGCCCGGUGGAGUCCGAUGGCUGAGACCAGGUCUGAGGAAGUAUUCCUGUGAACUCACACUCGACACAAACACAGUGAACAGAAAGAUCAAACUGUCUGACGACAACAGGAAGGCGACACGUGUGAUGGAGGAGGAUCAGCCAUAUCCUGAUCAUCCAGACAGGUUUGACUGCUGGCCUCAGCUGCUGUGUAGAAAUGGUCUGACUGGUCGCUGUUACUGGGAGGUCGAGUGGAGAGGAGAUGUUGAUAUAUCAGUGAGUUACAGAGGAAUCAGAAGGAGAGGACGCAGUGAAGACUGUGUGUUUGGAGAGAAUGAUCAGUCCUGGAGUCUUUUCUGCUGUGAUGAUGAUAGUUACGCUGUCUGGCACAAUAACAGAGAAACACCCAUCUCCUCCUCCUCCUCCUCCUCCUCCUCCUCCUCCUCCUCUCCUCCCUCCUCUCUCUGUCUCAACAGAGCAGCAGUGUAUGUGGACUGUCCUGCUGGCACUCUGUCCUUCUACAGAGUCUCCUCUGACACACUGAUCCACCUCCACACCUUCAACACCACAUUCACUGAACCUCUUUAUCCUGGCUUUGGGUUCUUGGUCCUGGUCUGGUUCCUCAGUGUCUCUGUGUUCUCUGUAGGAGGGAGAGUCUCCUCCUGUUAGAGAAACACAUCAGUUGAGUCUGUACAGGAUCACAGCUACAGAAAUCUUUCAGGUUAUUGUCAUAAAUUCAUCAAUGAACUCAAAGUGAUUUUCAAAGCUUCUCCAUCUAACAGCUGUAAAUAAAGCCCAACAUUUUCAUGCUCA